Messenger RNA from Juglans regia (Persian walnut), 585 nucleotides. Its product is annotated as 17.6 kDa class I heat shock protein-like. The transcript is spliced from 3 exons. Bases 1 to 585 code for a protein of 194 amino acids. Gene Ontology annotation, biological process: response to heat; protein folding; protein complex oligomerization. NCBI's taxonomy places the organism in Eukaryota, Viridiplantae, Streptophyta, Magnoliopsida, Fagales, Juglandaceae. The record is from RefSeq and is a predicted model, not a curated record.
AUGCACUGGAAAGAAACAACUUUUGUCCUCCACGCACGUGUCGAUGGUUACAACAACGAAGAGGUGAGCGUGCAGUUCAGAGGCAAAAGGGUUUUAUUCAUCAUCGCGGAAAGUCCAAGUUGUGGAAGGUUCAUGAAGAGGAUCCAACUGCCGGAGGAUGUGAAUGUGGGACAAACCAAGACGGUGGUUGCUGACGAAAUGUCGAUGAUGAUUUCAAGCAGUUUCCGUCACGGAUGCACCAACAUCAUGGACCCAUUCUCUGUCAUUAUGCACUGGCAAGAAACAACUUUUGUCCUCCACGCACGUGUCGAUGGUUACAACAACGAAGAGGCGAGCGUGCAGUUCAGAGACAAAAGGGUUUUAUUCAUCAUCGCGGAAAGUCCAAGUUGUGGAAGGUUCAUGAAGAGGAUCCAACUGCCGGAGGAUGUGAAUGUGGGACAAACCAAGACGGUGGUUGCUGACGGUAUGCUGAUCAAGAUCAUCGUACCCAAAGGGAAUGUGAAUCAGCCCCAGAUCAGAUUGAGAAAUAACUCUGCAAUAAUAGCCAGCGUCUCAAGACGACACCGUGGCUGUUUUUUCUGGUAG